UCAAACGGUGAAGCUGAUGGCAAAGACUUCAUUAAUUACCAGGUAAUUAUCGUUACACUUUCAGUGAUUACACUUACAAUCACUACUUAUGUAUUUCUAUCAAAGAGAUCCAAGAAGGGAGACUUAUUGCCUUUGCCACCAGGACCAAGAGGCUUGCCUUUGGUUGGGAAUCUCCCUUUUCUCAAACCUGAUCUCCAUACCCACUUCUCUGAGCUUUCUCAAAUCUAUGGUCCUAUCUUCAAACUUCAAUUAGGUACCAAGAAAUGUGUUGUAGUGAGUUCAUCUUCCUUAGUUAAAGAGAUCUUAAAAGACAAUGAUGCUACUUUUGCCAAUCACAAUCCACCCAUUGCAGCUUUGGUCAUUGCUUAUGGUGGUAAUGACAUCUUAUGGAAUCCCCAUGGCCCUAAUUGGCGAAUGAUGCGUAAGGUAUUAGUUCGAGAGAUGAUGAGUAAUUCAAGUCUUGAUCUCUGUUACGAUCUUCGCAGGCAAGAGAUUCAAAAAAUGUUGAGAGAGGUUUAUUCUAAGAUUGGUACACCAAUUGAUAUUGGUAACCUUAUUUUUGUGACCAUGCUUGAUAUGCUUAUGAACAUGUUAUGGGGUGGAGCAAUAAAGAGAGAAGAAAAGACUAGAAUUGGUGUAGAGUUUCGGAAAAUGAUAGGGGAAUUGGUUGUUCUGCUUGGUAAAACCAAUGUUUCAGAUAUAUUUCCCAUCCUUGCUCGCUUUGAUUUACAAGGGAUUGAAAGGAAAGCUAAGGAGGUAUUUUUGUGGGCUGAUACAAUCUUGGAUACAGUAAUAAAUGAAAGGCUUAAAAUGGAAGCAGAGCAAGAGAAGAAACCAUCGAAGGAUGAUCUGGGGAGCAAAGAUUUUUUAGAAAUUCUCUUGGAGGUUAAUAAGAAAGGAGAUGGUAAAGAAACAUUAAGCAUGAAGCAAGUUAAGGCCUUGUUACUGGACAUCGUUUCGGCUGGAACAGACACCACAACCACGACAUUAGAGUGGGCUUUUGCAGAGAUAAUGCAGAAUCCUUACAUAAUGAGGAAAGCACAAGAAGAAUUAGGUGAAGUAUUUGGAAUGAGUAACAGAGUUGAAGAGUCCCACAUAUCCAAGUUGCCAUAUUUAAAUGCAGUGGUGAAAGAAACUCAGAGGUUGCACCCAGUACUCCCACUCUUGAUUCCACACUGCCCAAGUCAAUCUUGCACCAUUGGUCAGUUUACUAUUCCAAAGGGUAGUAAUGUCUUUUUAAAUAUUUGGAAAAUACAUAGGGACCCUGAGGCAUGGAAAGAUCCAUUAGAGUUCCUCCCUGAGAGGUUCUUAGGAGAUUUGAAUGAAUAUGAUUAUAAGGGCAACAACUUCAAUUAUCUUCCUUUUGGAUCUGGAAGAAGGAUAUGUGCAGGGAUUCCCUUAGCAGAAAGGAUGUCAACUUAUAUGUUAGCUUCUCUCUUGCAUUCCUUUGAGUGGAAAUUGCCAGAAAAUGUAGAGCUUGAUCUAUCAGAAGAAUUUGGACUCUUGUUGAAGAAAAGAACACCACUUCUCAUCAUUCCAACUCCAAGAUUAUCUAAUGUAGAGCUCUACAAUUGAUAAAGAAGGAUUUGUUACUAUUCUACUUUUAUGAAAAAGGGCUGUACUAGCAUCAUCUCGUGUAAGUUUUGCUGUACUUUAUCUAAUGUUUUAUGUUUUUCCUGGAAGAGAAAUGUUUAUUAAUGAUCCCUACAUGUGCUUUUACACACUAAAGGGGAUUCAAUCACAUGUCUCUGGAAUU
Telopea speciosissima is the source of this 1756-nucleotide messenger RNA. Its product is annotated as flavonoid 3',5'-hydroxylase-like. The transcript has 2 exons. Gene Ontology annotation, molecular function: monooxygenase activity; oxidoreductase activity, acting on paired donors, with incorporation or reduction of molecular oxygen; heme binding. Lineage: Eukaryota; Viridiplantae; Streptophyta; Magnoliopsida; Proteales; Proteaceae. The record is from RefSeq and is a predicted model, not a curated record. The coding region runs from base 415 to 1575 and encodes 386 amino acids.